AUGGGAGGCAAGCUGAGCAAGAGGAAGAAGGGGUACGAUGUCAGCGACCCAAAGGACAAGAAGGAGGAGAUUACAGCGGCUGCUGUGAGUGCCGUUGAGGCUGUGGCCCAUGCCGUGGAGGUCAAAGCACCAGCUCCGGUCGCUGAGUUGGCAGCGAAGGCUGCUCCUGAGGUGUCUGCUGCGGUGGAGGGAGCAGUGGAGUCGGCAGCGGUAGCCAUCACAGAAGCGACAGAAGAGGCCCUGUCAGCUAUAGAGGCAGUGGCCAAGGGGGACUACCGCAGAGCCAGCGGCUGUACCAGAUGAACCUGCAGCAGCACCAGCAGAACCAUCACCAGCUGCAGCACCAGAAGAACCUGCAGCCCCAGAAGAACCAGUGGCUCCAGAAGAACCAGCUGCAGCACCAGAGGAGCCAUCACCAGCUGCAGCACCAGAAGAACCUGCAGCCCCAGAAGAGCUAGUGGCGGCACCGGAAGAACCUGCAGCGUUAGCAGAGGAACCAGCCGCAGCACCAGAAGAGCUUGCAGCUCCAGAAGAGCCAGUGGCAGCACCCGAAGAACCUGCAGCAGCUGAGGAACCAGCAGCAUCACCAGGGGAACCGGUGGCAGCACCAGAUAAACCAGCGGCACCAGAAGAACCAGCGCCACUAGAGGAACCAGUGGCUGUAGCGGUAGAGCCUGCACCAGAAAAGCCUGCAGCAGCACCAAAAGAGCCUGCAGUGGAAAAGCCUGCACCAGAAGAGCCUGCGGCAGCACCAAAAGAGCCUGCACCAGAAGAGCCUUCGGCAGCAUCAAAAGAGCCUGCACCAGAAGAGCCUUCGGCAGCAUCAAAAGAGCCUGCACCAGAAGAGCCUUCGGCAGCAUCAAAAGAGCCUGCACCAGAAGAGCCUGCGGCAGCCUCUGUGGAACUAGCCGCAGCACCAGAAGAGGCUCCUGAGGCUACAGAACAAGCCACAGAGGUGGCAGCAGAGAUUACAGACACUACAGAACCUGAGCCUGCUGCUCCAGAGCCUGAACCAGAGACUGUUACAGGGGAGGCCCCAGAACCUGAGGAUGUGGCCGAGGCACCAGUAGAGGCAGAAGCAGCAUCACCAGCCCCGGAGGAGGAGCCAGCAUCACUUGUAGAAGCCGUGUCAGAGUCAGCAACAGAGGCAACCGCAGAACCAAAAUCCAUCAUAGAACCAGCCACUGAAGAGCUCCCCGCACCUGUAGAAGAAUCUGUAGCAGAGCUUGAACCUGAAGCUGCUGAUGCAGUAACGGAAAAAGCAGAGCCAGAGGCUGCCGACAUCGCAGAACCCAUCCCGGAGAUCGUCAUUUCAGAAUCUGCUGCACCUGCAGCUGCAGAGGAGGCCAGCCCUGAGCCAGAGGAGGCUGUGCUGGACAACAGGGAAGUUGUUUCCGCAGAGGAGGCUGCUGCUGAGCCUUCUGCCCCUGAGGUCAAUGGGGAGUGUCAGGAGCAGGCGGCCGAGCCGGCUGCCGUGUCUGCCCCGGAGCCACAGAAAAAGGAAUGUGUCAAUGGCAUUGACAAGCCAGAGGAUCCCGUUGAGGUGCAAAGUGACUGUGAAUUUAAAAAGGACUUGAACCUGACUGGCGACAUCCAGAUUCCAGAGGCAAUAAGUCAGGCUGUUGACUUGGUCUGA
Molecule: messenger RNA, 1636 nt
Organism: Coregonus sp. 'balchen'
Lineage: Eukaryota; Metazoa; Chordata; Actinopteri; Salmoniformes; Salmonidae
Source: the annotation of a GenBank genome assembly